Messenger RNA from Sphaeramia orbicularis (orbiculate cardinalfish), 2399 nucleotides. It is a transcript of the gene sv2, whose product is annotated as synaptic vesicle glycoprotein 2. NCBI's taxonomy places the organism in Eukaryota, Metazoa, Chordata, Actinopteri, Kurtiformes, Apogonidae. The record is from RefSeq and is a predicted model, not a curated record. The coding region runs from base 94 to 1710 and encodes 538 amino acids. The transcript has 14 exons. Gene Ontology annotation, molecular function: transmembrane transporter activity. Gene Ontology annotation, cellular component: membrane. Gene Ontology annotation, biological process: transmembrane transport.
CUGAACCCCCAGAAAAGAGUCGGGAAGACGGCCGGUGGGACGUGCAAACCGCUGCUCUCGUUUCUACUUCCUGGUCCUCCCUGACAGUCAGGCAUGUCCUAUCACGUGUAUUCCGGAGAGGCAGAGACCCGGGAGCCGCUUCUCACCGGUGGUUAUCUGGAGCCAGACCACCUGGACUCGGAUGAAGGUGAAAUAAUAUUUGACAGAACCUCCAACCUAAAACAUGAUGCUGUUGGAAGUACAAGGAGAAAAUUAACAUAUGAAGAGGCAGUUGAGGAAGCAGGUUUCGGUUUGUUCCACUACCUGCUGUUGGUGGUUUGUGGAUGGGCCAAUGCCAGUGAUGCCGUGGAGAUCCUCUGUGUGUCUUUUCUGCUGCCAACGGCUCGCUGUGAUCUGCAGCUCAACUCCUCAGACAUGGGCCUCCUCACCGCCAGCAUUUUUCUCGGGAUGAUGGUGGGUGGAUACAUGUGGGGGUACUUGGCCGACCAGAGGGGGCGCCGCAGGGUCUUGGUCAUGUCCCUGACGGUCAACGGGCUCUUUGGAGGUCUUGCCAGCAUUGCUCCGAGGUUCUGGCUCUUCCUGCUCCUGCGGUUCAUCAGUGGUGUCGGAGUCGGGGGGUCGAUUCCUGUUAUUUUCUCCUACUUCUCUGAGUUCAUGCCCCGUCUGAGGAGAGGGGCUAUGAUCAGCGCUCUGGCCACAUUCUGGAUGGCGGGAAACAUCCUGGCUGCAGGUCUGGCCUGGGUUGUUAUUCCGAACACAUGGGCUCACUUUCAAAGCUGGAGGUUGUUCGUGGUGCUGUGCUCCGUUCCCAGCCUCACCUCGGCUCUUCUCUUCAGGCUGCUCAUGCCUGAAAGCCCCAGGUUCCUCAUGGAGACUGGUCAGGAGAAAGAGGCCAUUCGUGUCUUCCAGAUGAUGUACAAGCUAAACACAUGUGGGAAAGGAAAGGCUUUUAGGGAAUGUAGUUUGUGCUGCCGCUCCAAAAAAAAACCAGAGCUGGAGGACAGCCGAACUUUGGCUUCACGGAAAGAACAACUAGUUAAUAUUGUCAAAAAGGCCUUGUUGCCCGUCAAACAGAUGUUUAAAGAAAAACUGAAAACCAGGAGCAUUGCUCUGGUCAUCGUCUUCUACUGCAUCUCAUUCGGUUAUUAUGGGCUGUGGAUGUGGUUUCCGGAGCUGUUUGAGAGGGUUGAGGAUGGAGGCUCGCCCUGCGCCAACGUGUCCCGCCCUUCUCCGCUUCACAACCAGAGCUGCUACCCAGUGAAGACAGCAGUUUACAUGGAAGGUUUCGUUAUUGCUGCGUCAAACUUACCAGGGAACAUCUUCACCAUCCUGAUGAUGGACAGCACUGGAGGAAAGGCACUGCUCUGUUUUAGUCUAUUCAUGUCCAGUUUGAGUGUUUUCCUCAUCUACUUGGUCCACACCAAAUCUCAGAGUCUGAUCCUGUCCUGUGUGUUCAGUGGCGUUUCCGUCAUCGCAUGGAACGCCCUCGAUGUGGUUGGAACUGAGCUCUACCCGACUCAGCUACGGUCCUCUGCUCUGGGUUUCUUCACCGGAGUGGGCCGAGUGGCGGCGAUCACAGGUAACAUAGUGUUCGGGAAGCUGGUGGACACCAACUGUGCCGUCCCGGUCCUGCUGGUGUCCGGUCUUCUGCUCACUGGAGGACUAGCGGCUCUCCUCCUUCCACAAACCAGACAAACGGAGCUCACUUGAUCACACGGGCCUGGACCUAUUUUUAUUUCCCACAUGCAGAAUGAAUCGUUAGUGAACAUCCUCUUACUGUCAGACAGGAGGAUCGCUGCCUUUUGAAGUUCCACCAACAUUUAUCUCCUGUUUCUCUUCUCACAUAUUUAAAUCCUGUGCCUUUUUUGUGCCUCAUUAAAAAUGCCAAAAGACAGUCAGCUCUUUUCACCUUCCAGCCUUAUUUGGAAAGUUUAAAGAAAGUAGAAAUGUACUUAAUAUUCUGAACCCUGGUGCAUUCACAACCUCUACAGGCAUUAGUUUGAACUGUCAAGGACACCUUCAAAAAGUUUAAGUCUGUAUGUACAGGAGAAAAGUAAAGAAAUGUGUCGAUCCUAAUGUUAGAGGAUGAACCCCUGGGGAGAAAAUCUCCUUGACUGUUUUCAACACCUGAAUCUUUAAAAGCAGUUUCAGGCUUGUACGUGACAUGCGUCUUUAUCUUUGGGUUUUGCCUUAUCGAAAGCACUAAGUGAAGGUAAAGGAGAAAAUGCUGCACAUUCCAACAAUCUUUCCACGUGCAUCUGUUUUACACUGGAAUUAAUUAGCUUUGAAUGAACGCAUUUUCAGGUUGACUGACUUUUUGUGAUGUAUAGUCAUAAGUUAAAGAAUAAAAGGACACCCACUUUGAAUUCAUGAUUUUACACAUUAGGACAUGAUAAAAA